This is a messenger RNA of Brassica napus (rape), 2679 nucleotides long. RefSeq names its product putative defensin-like protein 279. NCBI's taxonomy places the organism in Eukaryota, Viridiplantae, Streptophyta, Magnoliopsida, Brassicales, Brassicaceae. The coding region runs from base 2426 to 2617 and encodes 63 amino acids. The transcript has a single exon. The record is from RefSeq and is a predicted model, not a curated record.
AGCAGUUCACGCAAGACACUUCAUAGCCGUAGUAGAGAUCGUUGCCGUAAGGAACCACGUCUUCUCCGACCAUAACAUUGUACCUGCCAAAAUGGAUAGUUUGUAGAUUAACUGUUUCUCGACAAAAUGCUCACUUGUGGAAAUUGGGAACUUACACUUGAUAAAACUCAAACAAGUUGUAAAAGUCGUCCAAGAGAUGAGCACCUAAUGCAAUUUGGGCAUUACACGUAGUACAUGUAAACGCAGGUUCUUCUUUCUCUAUCAAGAAAACCCUUCCCAUACAUGAAAUUUCAGAAAACUACAAUAAUCAAAUUCAAUAAUUAUUGUAUUAAGAAGAAAGAAAACAAUGCAUCAAAUUGACAAAAUAAGGAAAAAAAAUAGAGACAGUACUAACUGAUAAUGGCAAGAAAACAGUAAAAUAGAUCUCCAUGAUAGACCAGAACAAGAUUUUGAUGGAGUCUAUUGUGGAUAUAAGGUACUCACGUCAUGCUGAAAAUGGAAUAAAAUUCGAGGAAUUACUCAAGAAUGCAAUUUUUUUUUUAUCAAUUGCAAGCAGAAUGAUCACCAUUGCUGUGAUGCUGAUAUGAGCCUUUUUGUAAUAGAAAAAGAUAAAUGAUUUAUGGGUUAAACUUUCUCUUAAACAGAUCUUCUUGGAUUAAAGUUUACGUUUAGAAACUCUUUUUCUACUGAACAAUAAAGACCUUUAUAUAAGUCUUAAAAGUUUAGUGACAACCCUAAUGCAAAAACAAAACAUACAAAAACCUUAUUAUAAAACAUAACUCAUAAAGUAAAACACCAAAGUUCAUGAGCUAAAAGAACACCAAGACUCAUUAACUAAAACACCAAAUUGUGUCUUUUCUCCAAUAUCAUAGCUUAAAACAUCUCAAGUAACAUAUCGUUUCUUGAUGUCAUGACAUCAAAUUGUGUCGUUAUCCUAACGUUCAUGCUAGAUAGCGAUUUCACAGAAUCAUCAUCUCACAUCAAAUUGGAAGAGACAAUAACAAUAGAGGAUGCAAUGAUGGAAACGACUGUUAGGGGCAAGUGGUGGUACAUGACCAUACCAACACAAUGGUAGAGAAAUUUCCCGAGAAAGUGGAAAAGCUACUGACAAUGAGCAAGUAACACUGAAAGAAAGUCUUGCAUCAUCAAAGACGAUCACUUCAAAACCAGACAUGUCCUUGAUGGUAAUUUCAGAACUAUAGUAACCUCACCACAAUGUGUAGGAGAUAAAUACAUGACUUGAUAAGGGUUUACAAAGAGAAGACGAUUAGUGAAACUUGUGAAAGAUACAUGUAAGUUCUUAGAUGCCUAUCAAAAGUUUGAGCUUGAGGACAAGCUCUGAGUCGAAUAAGAUGUAAUGAUUCAUGACUAUGGUUUGAUCAGUGGUUUAUACAAAGUUAAUGUUUUAUUUAAAGAGUUUUAGUGUUUUAUUUUAUUAAUUAGGUUUUCAUAUUUUCUUUUUGAUGUUAAAUAUACUUUUUGCAUUAUAGUUAUGAAUAAGUUGUAAUAAACCUUACAAGGGUCUAUGUUGAUAAAUAGGAAAUAAACUUCUAAGAACCAAGAAUAAUCUGCAAGAGAGAAUAGGGUUAAAAAAAGAAAGCAUAAAUUUUCAAUCUAUUUUUUGUGUGAACAGAUGUUCAUAUUAGAUGCAUGAAAAUCCGAAACAUUAACAAGAAACUACACCAAAAUAGUCACGCUACGUCGCUAAUGCGCAAAAAUUACCAAAACCACAGAUACAUGCUUACUUAGAGAGACAGUAGGAGGAUGUAGCGGAAAAAAAAUCCUGAGUAAAAUCCAGCAAAUGCAGUUCAAUGUUUGAGAAAAUAUGCACGGGAUAGAGAGAAUCUACAAGUAAUGAAAGUAACAUUCAAAGAUCAUUGGAUCUUUACCUAGAAGAAGAAACGUCACUCACUGACCAGAGGAAGAGUUUCAAAAAUUUCCCGGGAUUUGCAUCUAUAAGAAAUACAGUAGUGAUUAUAUAAUUAAAGUCACCAAACCAUGGCCCAUAGCGCAAUGUUAAGUUAUUCUUUUAGAUAAUUUCGCAAAUACCAAAGGCCCACCAUAAAUGGUUCUGACUUCUGAGACGUUAGGCUGCUUAUAUAGAAAUUGAUUACUGAAUUAAAUAUCAGAUACGAUUUUGUUUUUAGUCAAACAUAAAAAAAAUCUUACUUAUUUUGGUUAAACUCUAUCCCUAGAACUUUAGUAUAUAUACGUAUGUUGAGAUCAAUGGAAAACACACACAAAAUUUUACAAGUCUUUAUUAUUUGCAAGUUAAAACCUUUUAAGAUCUAAUUAAAGUGAAAGAAACAUGAAAAGCUCCUUCACAUUCACCAUCUUAUUUUUUGUUCUUCUCCUUACCUCCUCCUGUUAGUCAUUUCCUGAUAUAAAUGUAUUAUUUAUAUUCUGUUUAAUUAACAAUUGAAUAAUGACUUUUUGGUGUGUUUAUUUUAUAGGUGUGGUGAUGAGUGCGAGGAUGCAAGAAAUAAGCCCAAACGAUAGAUUGAUACCUAUAACAUGCAACACCAAUCAAGAUUGUGCUAAGUAUUGCAAAGGUCCCAUUCUCAAGUGCACAUAUCAUACUUGUGAAUGCGUACCCGGAAACCCUAGAUGUUGCUAGAAACAUCCUCUACACAUAAUCUUAAACAUUGGUGUUUAAACUUCGUUUAUCUUUUCAUUGGA